Molecule: messenger RNA, 6138 nt
Organism: Chara braunii
Lineage: Eukaryota; Viridiplantae; Streptophyta; Charophyceae; Charales; Characeae
Source: the annotation of a GenBank genome assembly
AUUUGUUCGACAAAAGCUGGAAUACUUGGUCAUUUUGUCACACCGGAGGGCAUCAGUCCAUUGGCGGACAAGAUUUAAGCCAUCCAAGAGUGGCCGGAGCCGCAGAACGUUAUGGAUGCCCGUUCGUUCCUUGGCCUUGUUGGCUACUACCAAUGUUUCAUCAAGGGAUACUCGAAGAUUGCGACUCACUUAACCAAGCUUCACUGCGAGGAUCGGCCGCUUGACUUCGGUGAGGAUGCGCGAGAAUCAUUUUUGCCCCUCAAAGCUGCGUUAUUAUCCACGGAGGCCUUGUGCAUAUACGCCCCACUAUUGCCAACGUGCGUUACUACGGAUACGCCCGGCUAUGGCAUUGGUGCCGUCCUCGAACAACACGAUGGCGUGGACUGGCACCCGGUCGAGUACUUCAGCAAGAUAGUGCCCUUCGUGCACUCAAUUAAUGAUGCACGCAAGAAGGAGCUCCUAACCUUUGUCCACGCACUCAAGCGGUGGCGGCACUUCCUCCUUGGUCGAAGUCAAUUCCGAUGGGUAACGGAAAACAAUCCGUUGGUCUUCUACAAGACCCAAGACACCGUCAAUAGCACCAUCGCCCGUUGGAUGGCUUUCAUCGACCAAUUUGACUUCUUUCCCAAUCACAUUCAGGGGAAGUCUAACCGUUUUGUGGAUGCUCUUUCACGGCGUCCGGAUCAUUGUACCGUGGUCUAUUUGACCUUCCAGAUCGAUGACGACCUGCGAAACAGCUUCAUCCGCGGCUACCAAGCCGACCCCGAAUUUCGCGACAAGUACGCGAAUUGCUCCUCUCCUAAUCCGGCGCCUUCUCACUACUGGAUCCAAGAGGGGUACUUGCUUGUCCACACGCGGGAGAAGGACCUUCUUUGCGUGCCAAGUGAUUCUCACUUGCGGACACGGCUUCUUUGCAAGUUCCACGAUGCUCCCGCCACCGGACACUUUGGGGUCAAUCGAACGAUUGGCCGACUUCGCGAGCGCUUUUGGUGGCCCGGCCUUCUCGGCGACGUCACACGCUAUUGCGAGUCAUGCGAGGUUUGCCGACGCUGCAAAUCCCGCAAUCAUCGUCCGUACGGCGAGUCCGCCGGUAUCCGAAGUUCCCCAUUUGCUGAUUGUUGGCGGUGUCGUUUGUUUUCGAAUGCAUCCUCCGCUACGUCUGGUGCAGACACAAUGUCUACGUCAAGAGGCGAGGAGCAGCCUACGGGGACCUCGGGGAGAGAGUCGACGAACGCAAAAUCGUGGUCGAAUCAUGCGCAUACGAAGUGGUUCGUCGAUUGGUGCUUCGCCGAAGAUGACGAGCCCAUGAAACCGCCUUGCGGUCUUGUCAUCUUCGUGGAAGAUAGAAAAGGACGAAGAGUGCUCGGCUCGGUCAAGGGAUGGCAGCCAUCGAAAAAACACGACAAGCAGUGCUACCUGAUGCAUGUCAUUUACAAUUCGAAGGGCGACGUUCUGGCAGGUGCGAAAGGGGCGAUUCUCUCGUGGGAUCUGUUCCAGGGGUUUGGUGGGGGGGCUUUGAGGACCCCUUUCUACACUGAAGUCGCGGAGGGAGGUCUUGUUUCGGCCAGGGAGUUUUUUUACGAGGUCGAGAGGAGCGACUUCAACCUCGACGAUCCCUGCCAAAUUUCGAGCGACCUGGAACUGUCGCUUCAUGUGCAAAUGUGGUCUGGGUUCAUUUCCAGUGGUUCAGUACAGCCCCGACAGGGUGAGGAAAUGGGUUCCGGUGGUUCAGUACAGCCCUGGCAGGGUGAGGAACGUGGUCGCUUCGAUGACAACGAGGAGGAAGAAGAGGAGAACACGCGAGUUUCGCCGCAUAGACUCGGAGAUCGCGGGACGCUGAGAAUUCCGGGGGCUGAGAGAGGGGCAACGGUCGUCAAGCAGCCGUCGACGUCGGGUGGCGGUCGUGCCUUGGGGUGGGAGGACAGGACAAUUGGCGUCAAGCCACCCCAGUCGGCCCCUGUCCAGCCCAGAGGUGUUAUCGACAUCGACGCGGCAUACUUCCUGGAAUGGGAAAACGGCGUGCAAACAAAGCGGGAGUUCGUCAUUAACCUGUUGCAAGUCGUCGACAUCGGCGAGUGGGAGGCGGCAUACAACCAGCGUUCCUUGGAUCCCGUGCAAAUACAGGCCAGUAUUGACGCAAUGACGACGGCCUACUCUCAGACCGAGAAGACUUACGAGCUGCCGACACUAAAGCUCGCGCCUCUCGGGCUGGUUAAACCGACGCCCGGGGUGCGGGCGGAUCGUCUGAAGCCGGAGGACUGGGAGGACGAGCUGGCAGGGCAAUACUACUACUACGCCGUGGCGGGCCAGCAUAACGCGGCUGCAGCCAGGGCACUGCUUGGCACCGAUGUGGCAGUGAGGUACAACUUCGAGCGCUGGCCUGCACGAAUGGUGUACUUCUCAGACGAGGACUUUGAGGGGUACUUUCUGGUCAGCGCCGAGGACAACAAGAAAGACCUGAAGGCCCCUCCGAGACAGCUGAAACUCUCCAUGAGAGACAUUCGNGACUUUGAGGGGUACUUUCUGGUCAGCGCCGAGGACAACAAGAAAGACCUGAAGGCCCCUCCGAGACAGCUGAAACUCUCCAUGAGAGACAUUCGGUGGUGUUGGAAGGAAUUGGGUUACCCGAAAGCUGUUAUGGGUAACCCCAGCGGGAAACAGGCGCAGGUGGAGGCAUGGCGAAGAUUUUGUGCGGAGGCGCUCCACAGGACGCCGUACAAUCACUUGUGGACUCUCGCCGAUGACAAGACCGAGCAAGGAAUCAAGAAACAGAACGCUGCCCUUCAAUCCUAUUUCCCGCUCGCGAUGGCAAGGAAAAGCGCAUGGGAAACCGGGAUGGAAUUUUUUGAGAGAUGGGAAACGGGCAGACUGCUGGCACCAGAAGGAGCGAAGUGGAUCGCGAAGAAGAAGAAGGUGCAAGGCCUCAAGCCAGGUGUGAGCCACAUCGAAAACGAGAAGGAUGGGCGAAAGGUGGUCGUCUACAAUGUCCCCGUCGAAGGGCCACAAAAGAAAGGCAAGAAGGAAAAAGAGCCAGGCGACUGGUUCGUCCAGAGUCCUCCGAAUUUGGCGAAGCAAGGGAAGCUGGGGAUGCAAGAGGCAGUGCAACUGGUGAAAUGCGAUCGCAUAUUGGUGCGGUUGUGGAACUACAACCAGUUCAAGCAUGAGAACCGGCCAGACAGUGACUGGACCACUAAGUACCCCUUCUUGAAAAAACGAGAGGCGAUUUUGGCAAAGUUUGAAGGGCAGGGGAUGGAUGCAGCGUUGUGGGACGGGAGCAGGAAACUUGUCAGCGACUCCUCCUUGUUCAAGGACUGUCCGCCCUACAUGGGUUGCGAGGACGACAAGUCGAUCAAGGCGACAGAAAAGCUAGUCCAAAACAAGAAGUUGCCCAUCGACUGGAAGAACAAGGUCCUCUCUGUGUUGACCGGCAGCAGGUCGAAAAGCAUGCAAGUCGCGCUGGCCGAAGGUAUGGUGCACAUUCUGUGGAACGACUCGAAGGAUGUCACAACUAUUGCCCCGUUCGGUGUCGACCCUCUGGAUGCGCAGAUGAAGGUCGUGGAGUUGGAGAGGGCGGUCGGAAUCAUGAAAUGCCACACGUGCGUUCUCGACUUGUGCGAACAGGUGGACAUCAAACAGUGGACAGCUAAAGUCUUCGAGAGUUUGAAUGCCCUCCUGGAGCACUUGUUCCCCUCGCACUGGACAGUAGUUGCGUUCGUCCCUCGUGAGCACGACUACUACUUCAUGACCAGCCUGCGCCAUUUGUCCGUCGUGAAGGCAAUGGCCGGGAAGUGGGUGAGGAGGACGCAGCAGAAGAAAAGUUUCGGUGUCGGCCACAACUUGUACUCCUUGGACGACCGCAUGUACAUCCUUUUCAAAGGCGACGACUUGMGGGAGAACACAUCUGUUGUCWACGACGMGAGSUUGGCGGCGGGUGAUGCUGCCGCGGUGGGGGCACUUYAGAAAAAGGAUGAGAACAUCCACUUCGAAGGGCACGACCACACGCGUUCCACGGAGGCAGACUGGGGUCAUGACAUGAUUUGGCACCCGGGGACGAUCCAGCCCGCAAUUCGGAAGGGGGAGUGGGUCAUGGCCAUAGUCGACACUGAUGGGGAAUGGAAGCCGUCCGAGCGCUUGGCCAAGUCCGACUACUUGGAUAUCGCGAGGAGUGUUGUGGUGGACAAAGUGACGUCAGAGAACAGCAACCUGCAGCCCGCCGACCCGUCCAUCAUUGCCACUGCUGGUCGCUUGUUCCUGGAACUUCAUGACAAGCAGUGGUUGGAACUAUGUGACGAUUUCUACGACCUCGAGACGAGUUCUUCGAAGAAAAAGGUGAACUGGAAAGUACCCCCGUCGACAGGGACCGAGGGUAGUGUGGGAGGAGGACCUCCGAGCCCCCCCGGGGACGGAGGGGGGGGAGGCAGUGGCCACGAGGAAGGAGGUGGCGGAGGCAGUGGCCAUACGACAUCAGGGGGAAGUGCGCCGGCAUCAUCGCCUGCCCCUGGCGGUCAGGGCAGGAUCGCGCACAGCGGCGUGGGGGAAGGGGGGGUGAACGUCACACACUCCCCAACAUCAGGGAGUGCCAAGUCGGGGAAGUUCACCCGCAUCCGAACUUCGCAGACGGAGGACCCAGUGCCCGUGGAGGCAGCGAAGUCGGUCGGAAUCCGCACUUCGACGACUCUGGAGCAGGCGGCCCUUCCCUUGUGGACUGCUUUCGGCUCCUCCGGUGAAGUGGGGCGGGGCUCACGUGCAGGGGAUUCUGUCUCCACCGUGAAGGGCAAGUCCGCGGGCAUCCCUACCAGGGCGGACGACAUUCAGGCGAGUGUACCGGUCCAGCGGAGCUCUACAGGAGCACAGGCGUCGGAGACGGGCACCGCCCUGGCUGUGCGGGAGGCGACGCCGCCGGCCCUUGGACAAGGCCGAUCUGCGGAGUCACAGAGAGAGAUUGCUGGUGCAGCGCCGUCCGCCUUCCUUGUGACGAAGUCCGCCGGUAUCCGUACUUCGUCCGUGACGUGCCUGCAGUCUGAGGAGGCAGGGACGGAGGAAGGUGGUACGUCUGUUCAUACAGACGACCACUCCUUGGGAUCCGCCUUGAUGCGGCUGCAAGGAGCCGAGUCGAGUGAGACUGACGGGGGGGAAGAAUGGGUGCAAGUCGAGGGCGGGGAAGAAGAUGGAGAAUGGGAGGAGAGGGGAGAAGGAGACGAAGGGCGAGAGAAGGAGUUGAUUACAUUGUGCGACGGGGAAGACGGUGAAGAAGGAGGACUCAGUAUUACAAACGAGGAAAGGGUGGAUGCCGGAGACAAGGAUGUCUGUGGGGAGACAUCUGAUUCGUUCGGUCUGGUGUACGCCAGACCAGGUGAAGGUGAUAUUGACGACGAUGCGACGACGAUGGAUAUGGAGACGCAGGUGGUUAGUGACCUUUCCGUGGACCACGAAGAAUAUGACGCCCACCACCUGGCCACGGCGGUGCAUCCCCCCGACGGCUGCGACGAGGCUAUCAUGACAGUGAGCCCGGCGAAAACGACUCGCCGUCUUAGCGUCAACGAGGUCAUCGAUAGCAUACUGGGCGACGUGCAAGCUAAAACACUUCCAUCCACCCCGUCAAAAGGCGAUGCCCUUCUCAGCAACGACACUUUCGCGGCUGGGGACUUGGCGCUCAUCCAGCGGUGCUUUCCGGUACCCUCGUCACUGCUCACAGGAGGAAGAGGGGGGGUUGUUGGGGGCCGCCAGCACAUCAUGUCCCCAAAAAAGUGCAGGGUAGGCACUCCGGCCCUGACUGUCCUCGCCUUACCAGCGCCUACGUCGCCGACGAAGGAGCGGAAAGAAAAACAAGCUGGUAAGCAUUGACGAUCGUCGCGAUGUCAGCACUCCCGCGUUUCGGGAUUGUCGACGCUGUCUGUCAACCCCGUUGCCGGUUUAUGCCCCACGUAAGAUGGACAAAAUUCCGCUUCACUUGUCAUCGAGGACCAAUUGGCCUCUUGUUCUUUAACACACCGUCACGCUUUAUUCUGCGACCGCUCAUCCGCUCCUCCCUCUACAAGUCCUUUGUCGCCGUCUCGACUUUCUAUCUUUGGCCGACACCUGUAGUGCGGAUACCGGCGGACUACAAGACAGACCGUCCGAUAAACGACUUUCGCAGCG